Molecule: messenger RNA, 1305 nt
Organism: Triticum aestivum (bread wheat)
Lineage: Eukaryota; Viridiplantae; Streptophyta; Magnoliopsida; Poales; Poaceae
Product: aspartyl protease family protein At5g10770-like
Exons: 2
Coding region: 1-1305 (434 amino acids)
Biological process (GO): proteolysis
Molecular function (GO): aspartic-type endopeptidase activity
Source: RefSeq, a predicted model, not a curated record
AUGUCAUCUGUUUCGCAGCAGCUGCUUCUCCUGCUGUUCUGCUACUAUUCUGCCGCUGCUCGUGCUGAAGCCGUCUGCGCCGAGCAACCAGCGACUCCGUCGUCGUCCAGUGGACCCACGGUGCCGCUAAACCACCGGUAUGGCCCGUGCUCGCCGGCGCCGUCCACGGUGGAGCCGACCAUGGCGGAGCUUCUCCGCGCCGACCAGCUCCGGGCCAAGUACGUGCGACGGAAGUUCUCUGGGACCGACGGGCUCCAGCCAUUGGAUCUCACCGUGCCGGCCGAUCUGGGACUCGCCCUGGGCACGCUGCAGUACGUGAUCACCGUCGGCAUCGGCUCCCCUGUCGUGACCCAGACCAUGAUGAUCGACACCAGCGGCGACGUGUCGUGGGUGCACUGCCGCUCCCCGACCGGGUCGACGCUCUUCGACCCCAGCAAGUCGACCACCUACGCCCCCUUCUCCUGCAGCGCCGCGGAGUGCACGCAGCUCGGCAACAAGGGCAACGGCUGCUCCAACUCAACGUGCCAGUACGUUAUCGAGUACACUAACCAGCCGAACAACACCGGGACGUACGGCUCCGACACGCUGAUGCUGAGCUCCUCCGACACGGUCGAGAACUUCCAGUUCGGUUGCAGGCAGGACGAGGCGGAGGUGGAGGACAGCAUGGACGGGCUCAUGGGGCUCGGCGGCGACGUGCAGUCGCUCGUGUCGCAGACGGAGGCGACCUACGGCAAGGCCUACUCAUACUGCCUCCCGCCGACCAAUGCCACGUCUGGAUUUCUCACGCUCGGCGGGCCGAACGACACGUCGGGCUUCCUCUCGACGCCGAUGAUCAGAUGGGAACAGGUGCCGACGUUCCAUGGCGUGCUCCUGCAGGACAUAGUCGUGAACGGGACGCAGCUCAACAUACCGCCUUCCGCCUUCGCCGCCGGGUCGUUGGUGAGCUCCGGCGCGUACAUUACGCGGCUGCCGCCGGCGGCGUACACGGCGCUCAAGACGGCGUUCAAGGCCAGCAUGACGCAGUACAAGACGAUGCCGGCCAGGAGCAUACUGGACACGUGCUUCGACUUCACAGGGCUGGAGCUGGACAGCAUCACAGUGCCGGACGUCGCGCUGGUGUUCGACGGCGGCGCGGUCGUCAACCUCGACCGUAGUGGGGUCGUCAUCGGCAACUGCCUCGCGUUCGCUGCCAGCACCAACCCCAGCGGCAUCCCCAGCGUCAUCGGCAACGUGCAGCAGCGGACGCUCGAGGUGUUGCUCAACGUCGGCCAGAGCGUCGUUGGGUUCCGGCCAGGCGCAUGCUGA